Messenger RNA from Dimorphilus gyrociliatus, 1133 nucleotides. NCBI's taxonomy places the organism in Eukaryota, Metazoa, Annelida, Polychaeta, Dinophilidae. The record is from the annotation of a GenBank genome assembly.
GCAAUUUCUCCCAAUUGAAUUUGUUUUCGUUACAAUUAACUAUUAAUCGAUAUUUUUUGCUUUAAACUAUUGUUACUUUUAGAUUUUGGAUACAAUCGCUAAUUCAUUAGGUUGACUGGUUGCAAAAAUAUAAUAGCUUUUAGGAAAGAUGUUUCAACUUGAAUGUUACCAUAGUGAAAUUCACAUCAGAGUUGUGAAAUCGAAGUAAAACAUUCUAGAACAAUUUUAUACACAACAAUAUCAAUUAUUUCGAAAUUGAGACAAAUAUAUAUAUAAAGGCGCCUGUCUGUAUUGUGCGCAAAUUACUAUACUUUACCAGAAAUCAAAUAAAUAUUGUUUUAUUACGAAAAGAAACUAUGGAGUCGGUAACUGAAGAACUACGUAAAGAGUGGGCACAGAAACAAUUAGAGCUACAAUCCAAAUUAAUUUUAGAAGAUACUCAAGCAUGGCAGACAAAGAGAAUUACGGCUGAAAAUGAUUUAGGGUUUCCCGGAGAAGAGUCUUUGCAAUACGUCGGUGGAGUAGAUAUCAGUUUUAUAAAGGAUGACAACGUAAACGCAUGUGCGGCUUUCGUUGUCUGUAGAUUUCCUGAUAUGAAAGUUGUUCAUCGAGAUUUGAGUAUGGUAAAGCUAACGAAACCUUAUAUUGCUGGCUUUUUGGCUUUUAGAGAAGCUGACUUUUUGAUAGAGAAAAUAGAGAAACUAAGAAGAGAUAACCUAAAAAUAUUCCCUCAAGUAGUUUUAGUAGAUGGGAAUGGUUUAUUACAUCCCAGAGAGAUGGGUUUAGCAUGUCAUAUGGGGGUAAUUUUAGAUAUGCCUUUUAUUGGUGUAGCAAAGAAUCUUCUACAUGUACCCGGAUUACAGAGAGAUGUCGAGUUUAAAGAUAAGAUCAAACAGAUGGAAAGAGGUGGGGAUUCUUUCGAGUUAGUUGGGCAAUUCAACAGAGUUUAUGGCUUGGCGUUGAGAAGUUGCGAUGACGCACCAAAUCCAAUUUAUGUUUCACAAGGACAUAGGAUUAGCCUCGAGACUGCAAAAUGGGUUGUCAUGAAAUGUAUAAAGUAUCGAAUACCUGAGCCGACGAGAAAAGCAGAUCAUUUCUCUCGAGACUUUUUAAGAGAGCAGGGGAAGCGGUAA